AUGACUCUUACUAGUCUUGACUCCCUGGCAUUGCCUCCUCGCUUGAAGCAUUCCGAAUACGAAUUUGCACCUGAUGAGCCUAUUUACGAUCCUGACAUUCAUUUGUCUUUGACUGAACCUGAUUUUGUCGUGCUACUCGACGGUUUUCGUCGUGUUUCCAAAGCGCCUAAACUCAAUCAACCGGUAGCACCCAACGGUGAUAGUCAAGUGGCCUACACCGGUCCAUUUCGACUUCUGAGCGACGAAGGCUAUCGAGUUCUGCGUAAUAUCAUUCAACGUACACUUGAACACGAAAUGGGUGAUGAGCGUCAACCGGCUUAUAUUUGUUACAAUGGCUAUCGCAGCAAAUGGAUUCAAGAUUUUAAUCGAUGUCCACGUGUACUCAAACAUUUGUCAAACAUGACUGGAGAUAUUCAGCUUCUUCCAACAGCACUUCAGUCUACUUAUAGUCAUAUCAAUAUCGGUCGUGCGACCAAAACAAAUAUCGAUGCUUGGCAUUGCGAUAGUGUGCCAUAUGUUCUCAUUCUGCUUGCCUGUGAUAUGAGCCAAACGGUCGGCGGCGAACUUCAGCUAAUCGAACGCGAACCCAAAGAAGCCUUUCGUCUUAUCGAAGAAUACAAGGGUCAAGUGCCGAAAGAUUUAAUUCGACCAAUUGACUAUCUUGGUCCGAAUUCAUGUGUGUUCAUGCAAGGCAGUCAUCUAGCACAUCGAGUCACCGGCAUUCAAUCUUGUUCAGAGCUUCGUUUCACUGUUGUUAAUUCUUAUAUCUCAACAAAUCCAUUUGCAGAAGAAUAUACACGAUAUGACACAUUUCGUAAUGAGAUCACAGCUGAUUUGGAAUUUGCUAUGCAUAAGACGUGGCGUGCAAACGCUCAAAUGCUUGAUCUAGCCGUCAGUGGUCAUCCAUGGCCAACACGCACACAAAUAGUCGAUCGUCUAACAAUGGCUAUUAAGGAAUUGACCCAGUGUCGUGAUCUACUUCAAGGCAUUCAGUCGGAUCGGUUAGGUUAUUAUGACGAAAAAAAACAAAUGAUGGGCAACUACGAUAUGCCUCCAUCUAAAUCUAUUAAGAAUGAUUAA
This is a messenger RNA of Rotaria sp. Silwood1, 1080 nucleotides long. The record is from the annotation of a GenBank genome assembly. NCBI's taxonomy places the organism in Eukaryota, Metazoa, Rotifera, Eurotatoria, Philodinida, Philodinidae.